Molecule: messenger RNA, 1875 nt
Organism: Hevea brasiliensis (rubber tree)
Lineage: Eukaryota; Viridiplantae; Streptophyta; Magnoliopsida; Malpighiales; Euphorbiaceae
Product: protein CLT1, chloroplastic
Exons: 10
Coding region: 81-1472 (463 amino acids)
Source: RefSeq, a predicted model, not a curated record
GCCAUUUCCCUCUACUGCGCCCUUUCGCUCCUCUACUCUAAUUAUUUAAAUAUAAUAAAAUUAUUAUUUUUAAUUUUAUUAUGACUUCAUGUCACCGCCAGUUAACCGCCGGAGCCACUGCGACAGCCGGUAUGAUUCAUUCCCGGCCACGAACGCCAGAGAUUUUCUAUCUCCCUCUCAACCGCAAUCACGCAAAUCAAAGUCUAGGUCUUACAUUGAGAUCUCAAAAACAUUCCAAAUCAUUUAUUGUCGAGGCGUUGGGAAACAGCGGUGUGUGGGACCCAUCAGACGACGGAAAUCAAGCCGAGAAGGUGGGGCCUUGCUCUUGUUCCGUCGGGGAUCAGGCGAUAGGAGAUGUGGUAGGAAAGAGUGGGAGCAGAGAUCGGGCGGUGGAGAUAAACAGGAUUGGGAGUAGUAGUAAGACGAGUAAGAAUCGGAAAUUGGAGGUGGCGGUUGCAGUGGCGGCUACGGUGGUGUUAGGUGUGGGAAAUCGGGUGUUGUAUAAACUGGCUUUGGUUCCGCUCAAGCAUUAUCCUUUCUUUCUCGCUCAACUCGCUACUGUCGGAUAUGUCCUUGUAUACUUCACUAUCUUGCAUAUCCGGUACCUUGCUGGACUUGUUACGGAUGAGAUGCUUUCUCUGCCAAAAGCUCCGUUUCUUCUUGUAGGACUUUUGGAGGCUCUUGGAGCUGCAGCAGGAAUGGCAGCUGCAGCAAUUCUUUCUGGAGCAUCAAUUCCAAUUUUAUCUCAGACCUUUCUUGUUUGGCAGAUUCUCUUGUCAAUUAUUUUUCUUGGGAGGAGAUAUAAAGUCAAUCAGCUAAUUGGAUGCUUCCUCGUUGCCAUUGGCGUGAUUAUAACUGUAGCAAGUGGAUCUAGUGCCAAUCAUUCAGUGAAGGAUGCCAGCAUAUUUUGGAGUCUUUUGAUGAUAUUCUCUUUUCUAUUGCAAGCAGCUGAUACAGUGCUCAAGGAAUUUAUUUUCCGGGAUACUGCUCGGCAGCUAAAGGGAGGUUCGGUGGAUCUAUUUGUUGUAAAUUCCUAUGGAUCUGCUUUCCAAGCAUUGUUUGUAUGUCUUCUUCUUCCUUUCAUGUCGAAAUUAUGGGGUAUACCAUUUAGUCAGCUUCCAAGCUAUCUUAAAGAUGGGGCAGUUUGUUUUCUGAACAUUGGUAGUUUAUCAAGUGGAUGUGACGGUGCGCCUCUGCUACCUUUGCUGUUUGUUCUUGUCAACAUGGGUUUUAACAUAUCAUUGCUGCACCUCCUCAAGAUUUCUUCUGCUGUUGUAUCUUCCCUUGCUUCAACAUUUUCAGUGCCAAUAUCUGUAUAUGUGUUCACGCUACCACUGCCAUAUCUCGGUGUUGCGUCCACCCUUCCAACUGGAUUUGUUGCAGGAGCUAUCAUCCUUGUUUUGGGCUUGCUUAUUUAUGCAUGGACACCAAAUGGUAGUUCGAAAAGCGCAUCUUCACCAUCUCCUAGCUAAAAUAUAACAAUUUUUUUGUCACCAUUUCCAUUUUAAAGCUAAGAAAAUGGUGCUAGCCUGCAAUUCAGCAAGGGCUAAUAUAAGUAUAAAGGAAGAAGGUUGUCGUUGUUGUAAUUGUAAUCUAUGUCGAAUGUAAAAUGGCAAAUUGGAGAAUGUUGAUUCUUCUACUGUCAUUGAUGUUAGGAUGGUUAGUAAUCCGGAAUUCGUGAUGUCCUUAUGUGAGUCAAAGAGAUGCUGCAAAUGGUUCACCUGGGAUUAAAGAAAUUAUAUUCCCAAAGUGGCAAACUCGAUUAUUUGUCGACUGCCAUCCUGUUCUCACUUUGCGCAGGAAACUGAUUUUUUUAGCACUGGCUGAGGGAUUUUUGUAUGAAUGAGAUUUAAAUCUUGGCGUCGGGUCCUAAAA